ACUGUUGGGCGUGGCCUGUCUUCAUGUUUUGUUGCAGUGUCAAAACAAAUCCAAUGAUAUGUGUAUUUCUAUGUGCCGCGCGGAGUUUUCAUAAGAAAUUCACUGAGGUUUGUGAAUCGCCUCCUACGGCUCGGUAGGAAGGAGGAAGUAGAGUGGGUUUGCUGUUGACGAGGAAAAGAAACUAAACUCCUCUACAUUUCUUUUCUGGAUUAUCUGGAGUGGAGGAGUGGGAGUAGGUCGGGAUGUUUGCCCGGAAAAACAAGCGAGCAGCGCCUAAAGGCCAAGGAGCAGCUGCAGCCAAACAGAUGGGAUUGUUGCUUGAUUUCAAGCCUGAUGAUAUGAUGGGUAUGGAGGAAGAUUUGGAUGAUCCAGCAUUAGAAGCGGAAUUUGCUGCCAUUGUUGGGAAGAAACCCAAUCUGGCUGCCAAGGGGAAAAAGGCUGGCAAAGCUCCUUUACCAAUGGAGGAUAUUGAAAAAAUGGCAGAGGCUUGCAUGAAAGACAUUGAUGAUGAUGACGAUGAAAGUCUGGAGGAGGACGAAGACCUCUUGGCUGAGCUGCAGGAAGUGGUUGAUGAGGAGGAAACGGAAGACUCAGGUGCCGCAACCCCAACCUCCCUUCUUAGUGCGGAAACUCCUUUAGCAGGAACUACACCAGCAGCUCAGGACACUAAGGCUUCUUCAGUUCCCGGGAGCAUUGAGCACACCUUAGAGGAGAGAAUAAACCUGUAUAGGAUGGCUGUUACCAAUGCCAAAUCUACAGGAGAAACCUCUAAAGCUCGGAGAUAUGAGAGAGGCCUCAAGACACUACAGACUAUGCUGGCAUCAGUGCGAAAAGGGGGGAAGAUAGACGAAACUGAGAUUCCCCCUCCAGUUGCGUGUGGAGCAUCUGAUGGUCCCAUUCGGCCCCCUGCCCCUGCAGUGUCACCGGAUCAGCACGGGGAGAGUGACAGCGCUGUAGAGAUCUCCCCCGUUUCCUCGGAAGCCGUCCCUGUUGUCAUGGAUACAGCAUUAAACCAUAGAGACGAGUCUUCUGGUGUAACGUCUCCAGCUUCACUGACAUCUCCAGAAGGGGAACACGCUGGAAGUGGCACUGAAUUGCACUUAGCAGUCUCCACAGUCGGACAGCCCAAUAAAGGCGUUCUGCUGGAGCUACAGAAAGAGUACAGGAUGGCAGCUCUCAAGGCCAAACAAGCAGGAGAGAUUGACCAAGCCAAAAUGCAUAUAAAGGCCAGUAAGGGAUUCGAUGCAGCAAUUGAGGCUUUGGAGAAAGGACAGCCGAUGGAUGUGAGCUCCCUUCCGCCUCCUCUGUCUCAAGCAUCUACUCAAGCCGCACCUCAGGCUGCUGUUAAAAUCAUACCUUCAGCUUCUGCAGACAGUGUUUCUGGCUUGGCUCAGCCCAAGACUGUUCUUGAAGCUCUGGAACAGAGGAUGGCCAAGUACAAAGAGGCCCUCACACAAGCGAAGGCCAGUGGGGACGAGCGCAAAGCCCGCAUGCAUGACCGCAUUGCUAAACAAUACCAGGCUGCCAUACGUGCCCAUAAAGCAGGUCGACCUGUCAAUUAUGACGAACUUCCAGCCCCUCCAGGCUUUCCUCCAAUCCCAGGCCAGAAGGCCGCUUCUCCUGACCAGGGAUUGGCUGCUGUCCUAGAAACUGCCAAUAAGCUGACAUCUAAUGAAGCUGAUGAUGCUGAAGAGGAUGAUGAUGAGGAGAAGGUUAAGGCUCCAAAAGCAAUAGACCAGAAGAAGCCCAUUCUUGCAGUACAGCCUACAGUACAGAAGCCCAAGAGGACUCCUUCACCUUCCCCAGACAGAACAUCCAAAAGAGGAAGUGUGCCUGACACCGCUCAGCAACAGCUGGAGUUUCUGGAGGGCCUCAGGAAGCAGUACAUGAAAGCAGCUCUGCAGGCAAAGCAGAAGAAUGAGCUAGAGCAGGCCAAGACACUCCUGCGCACAGCAAAGGGUUUAGACCCCAUGAUAGAAGCCGCCCGUAGCGGCAAGACUGUGGAUGUCAGCAAGGUGCCUUCACCACCUGGAGAUGAGGAUGAGGACUUUAUUUUAGUCCAUCACAGUGAUGUUCAGAUCUCAGAGAAGGCUGAGGAGGUCUACACUCAACUCACCAAACUACUCAAAGAGCAACAUGAGAAAUGUGUGACCUACUCCAAGCAGUUCACACACAUGGGGAAUGUUGCAGAAACAACCAAAUUUGAGAAGAUGGGUGAACAGUGUAAAAAGAGCCUGGAGAUUCUUAAACUGGCGCAGAACAGGGGGCUUCAGCCUCCGAAACAUCACUUUGAGGAGAGAACAUAUCGCACUGUCAGGAUUUUUCCGGAGCUCAGUAGCACAGACAUGGUUGUGGUUAUUGUUAGAGGGAUGAACCUUCCUGCUCCCUCUGGUGUUGCAACAAAUGACUUGGAUGCCUACGUUAAGUUUGAUUUCCCGUACCCCAGUACAGAUCAACCUCAGAAAUAUAAAACAUCAGUCAUCAAAAAUACCAACAACCCAGAGUACAACCAGAGUUUCAAACUGAACAUCAACCGUAACCACCGUGGCUUCAGGAGAGUUGUACAGUCUAAAGGCUUGAAGCUGGAAGUGUUGCACAAAGGUGGCUUCCUGAGGAGUGACAAGCUGGUAGGAACCGCCCACCUCAAACUGGAGAAACUGGAAACUGAAAGUGAAGUGAGAGAAAUAGUGGAGCUUAUGGAUGGGCGAAAGGGCACAGGUAGUCGUCUGGAGGUGAAGGUGCGUCUCAGAGAGCCACUGGGUGGGCAGGACCUUCAGACGGUCACAGAACGAUGGGUGGUGUUAGAGGAGCCACAGCUACUGCUGUAACUGAUGCUGUGAUUUCAUCUUCACAAAGUGUCAGUGGGUUUAUCAGAGCAGAAGAAGGUAUGGACGGUGAAAGCUCAACAGUGCUGCUAGCCUUGGCUACAAACCGAGCGACUGAGAUCGCGAGGAACUUUUCUCAAGCCGUUCACAGACAGACAUGGUCACUGACAAAGACCGUUAGCUUGGUUUUUUUUCAUCAGGGUGAAAGAGGUUGGACCAGGAUGUAACAGUUGGGGUGGUUAUUAAAAAUACAGGAGAUCUUAUUAAAAGGAGCUGGAAAAUUUACACAGACUUGCGUGAGAUUGAUUUGCCUUUUAAAUGGGCCUUUUGAGAUAGAUUGCUCACCCCAACUGGUACAUUAAACAUUGAAGCUGAAGCCAAUGAGUCGAGAGCUAACUCCUCUUUUUUUUUUUUUUUUACUGCUCUGGGAUGCACUUAUGCACUAAUGCCAAAGUAAUCACUGCUGCUGCAGUAAGAUGAAUGACUUAAUCUGUUCUCCCAAUUCCUGUCAUAUCUCCAAUACUAAUGUAUGACUGCUAUGCAAAUGAGCUAUAUGCGACCAGCUAUGCAAAAAGGUUCGAGUUUGAAUCCCAAACAUUGUCAGACAUUUCAAAUCUUGUUUACACCUGAUGUGAAUACACCGCAUUGUAUAAGAUAGGUCGUGUUAAAGUACUGCUGUUAAAUAUUAUAUUCCUUAUAAAUGCCAUAAACCAGCUAUUACUACUUGAUCCAGAUGUAAAUUAUUCACCAAAUGUUCUGAAUAGUCUAUUUUUUAAUGUCUGCUUCAGUGGGUAAAUGAGUGUUGUACCAUGUUUUGAAAUUGUUGAAAAAUGUAUUUUUAUUUUUCAGUAAAUUUAAGUUUUCAGCACUUUGCUGAUAAUCACUCA
This is a messenger RNA of Pimephales promelas (fathead minnow), 3712 nucleotides long. It is a transcript of the gene cc2d1b, whose product is annotated as coiled-coil and C2 domain containing 1B. Lineage: Eukaryota; Metazoa; Chordata; Actinopteri; Cypriniformes; Leuciscidae. The record is from RefSeq and is a predicted model, not a curated record. Gene Ontology annotation, molecular function: DNA-binding transcription repressor activity, RNA polymerase II-specific.